AUGUAUAGACCAUGCAAAAUACCCGUAACCUCAAUAGCACAAAUUGACCACAUCAGGUACAUCGAUAAUAUUAAAAUUUGCUGGGAAAAAUUCGAGUCGAACAAACCUUACCAUACAAUAUAUAUUUGAAACAUCCCCUACCUGCGCUAACUGCAAGGGAAACCACCCAGCUAACUUUUCCAAAUGUCCUGCCCUCCUAGCCUACCUCUUCAAAAAACAAAAACGCAUACUCCAAGAAAAUCCUACCUACAACCUUCACCUUCCUCUUUACACACUUACCAUUUCCUCAGCAUUUAUAACAAAGCUCUCUACACUCUCCUACCCUCACAAAAUAGCCACUCUUAAAAAUACACUUAAUAUCACUUUAUGGAACGCUGCUAGUGUUAAAAAUAAAAUUACUGCACAAAUUUCUUGGUUAAAGCCCUCAGACGUCUUUAAACUAAACAGCUAUAAUAUUUAUCGAAAUGAUCGACCUCCCACCACUUCCAAAAACACUAGAGGAGGGGUACUUAUAGCCGUUCGUAAAGACAUCCAAAUAUUAAAACCCAUACUCUCACUUACCAUAGAAGCUUAUAUUUCACUUAAAACCAAAAUAACCCAAUCCGAUCUAGACAACAUUAUUCUACCACCCAACACCUCACUUCCUCAUCGGCAGAGAUUUCAACGCCAAUUAACUAAUAAUACACAGCUUAACCUACACCCACAGACAACCUAA
Messenger RNA from Heterotrigona itama, 715 nucleotides. The record is from the annotation of a GenBank genome assembly. Lineage: Eukaryota; Metazoa; Arthropoda; Insecta; Hymenoptera; Apidae.